AUGAGAGUUCGCUUGAGAUCGUAUUCAUCAGACAGCAGUGGAUCUGGCUACUGCUCACCUCUGCGAACGAUUAUAGAAGAGCGAGAAGCCGAUGCCGAACCUUGGUCAACGAAAAACCCGCUUAAACCCGAAGACUCUGGUCAAAGAAAGGAAAAACAUUGCAUUUCUACCAAUGAAAACGAAAAACCUUAUGAAGAAAUGUCAUCGGAUAAAACUGAGAGUCACUAUGCGAUUUCAUGUGAUUAUAGCCAGGACAAAACGUUAUUUAUUCACUCUGGGAACUCUAAAAAAGAUUCGGGUGCUCUUUCCCGUGUAUCACGUGACAAAGACACCUUGAGCUCACGUGACUUAGCUUCAAAGCUAUUUCCAGAGUUCUUUGCGGUACAGCAGGGAAAUGAGGACCUAAAUGUGCAAGGAAAAGCAGGCUCCGCUGCCUUGAAGACAGUCCACGAUCCUCUUGUUGAGUCUUGGCUGGGCCUUCAAACACACAUACGGCGUGAUCAGAAAGUGACAUUGAACUUAGUCGUACAACAGCGCUGCCGAAUUUCAGAUGAAGAACUGAGAUUAUUAAUUGACGAAAACAAGGUGUCAACGGAGAGAUUUGGAGAUGUCAGGGACCUUUUUGCUAAUCGUUCUGUGACACACAUGACAUUGGUCUCCUGGUACUGUUGGAUUGUUUGCGCCAUGUUUCUUUAUGUCAUUACUCUCAAUUCUGUUUCCAUUUGUGGUAAUAUGUAUCUGAACUUUUUGAUAACCAGUUUGGUUGACUUGUUUGGGUUUAUAGGCAUUCCAAUUCUGAUGUGUUUCAGGGUAGGCAGAAAGAAGGCAAUUGCUUUCAGUCUCUGGAUGGCAGGUUUCGCUGGCAUAGUUUCAGCGCUCUUGAGCUACUAUGAAAACGGCAGUUAUGAAGCUGGGAAGAUCAUUAUGGCCAUGGUUUUGGGCAAGAUUUUCAUCACCAUCGCCUAUAACAUCGUGUACGUGUACUCUGCAGAACUUUUCCCUACUGUUGUGAGGAAUACAGCGAUGGGUACUUCAUCAUCAGCUGCUCGCAUCGGAUCAGCUUGUGCUCCAUACAUCGUCUUCUCG
This is a messenger RNA of Actinia tenebrosa (Australian red waratah sea anemone), 1086 nucleotides long. RefSeq names its product solute carrier family 22 member 15-like. NCBI's taxonomy places the organism in Eukaryota, Metazoa, Cnidaria, Anthozoa, Actiniaria, Actiniidae. The record is from RefSeq and is a predicted model, not a curated record.